GUCAAAUUUCCUAAUGAAGAGGCAAUGAGAAAGCUAACCAAGUUAAAGCAUCUUUACGUUGAGGAUUCCCUUCGUCUCAAAUCAAAAGGGAUAGGGAGGUUAACCAGUCUGCAAAAGCUAGAUGUGUUUCAUCUAAAUGGUUAUAAAGGUGCCGACAAUGAAGGGACAUUGAAGUUGCAAGAUUUGAAAAACUUGAACCAACUUGAAGGAAGUCUUUCCAUUGCACACUUAGAGUCUGUGGAAGAUGCGAGUGAGGGUGUAAAGGCAUGUUUGAGCGAGAAACAUCUCCUUCAUCUGGAACUAGAUUUCGUAUGUCGCAAGGCAUGUGAUAAGUGGGGGAGAGAAGAAGGGACGGGCCAAAAUGAUAGAGAAAUACUGAAUGGGUUGCAACCACAUGGAGAUUUGGAAACAUUGAGCAUUCGGCACUGUCAGCUGGCUACUUCCCCGUGUCCCAAUUGGAUCUUGUCUUUACGUAAUCUGACAAAUCUUGAGCUUCAGAUUUUCCGUAAUUGUGAGCUGCUUUCGGGUCCAUUUGGGAGAUUGCCGUCGCUUGAAUCACUUAAAUUUCACAGGAUGGAGAAAGUGAAAAAGGUGGGAGUGGAGUUUUUGGGAAUUGAUGAAAGAGAAUUACAAUCAUCCUCCUCCUCCUCGUCUUCUCUUAUUUUAUUCCCCAAAUUGAAAAGCCUCCAGUUCGAGGGUAUGCAAAUGUGGGAACAGUGGGAUGGAGUGGGAGGGGAUUUUCAGAAUAAUAUUACCAUAAUGCCCUCCCUAUCUCUCUUACGUUUUUUCUUGUGCGGGGAACUUGGUACGCUGCCCGACUUCCUGCGCAAGACACCACUACAGACAAUGAUCAUCGGCGUGAUGUCAACUCUCAGAUUUAGAAUCAAGGACAAAACAAGUGAGGAGUGGGCCAAGAUUUCUCACGUCCCAGACAUCAGAUUAUCUUACGACCGAAGGAUUGAAUUACCAGAUGUGGCGAUUUGAUGACCACCUCAGUUUCACUUCUAUCUCUUCCAGGAUUGGGAGGGUCGAGCCUCCAAGUUGUAAUGGCUGGAUUCCCUAAUACCGAAUGCCCCCAUCCUCAGGAAAUUGCUUUGGCUCCCACAGCAAGCUAAAAGCAUUUACAAUGGCAUUGGAAUUUCAAGCUGAUGGUUGAUAUACCAAGUAGUUUACAAUCAGGUCCUCACCAACAUUAGGUAUGAGAGAGAAUUUAAGAGUGUGACCCUGAAUUCCAUUCCACGGAGAGGAUGACCCUAGAUGGCUUGUAAACAUCAAACUGGUAACAUUUGACAAAGGAUAACAUAGAAGAUUAGCAGUUCGUUGAAUGCUCCAUAAUAAGAUAAAGCAGCCGAGGCAUGUGUUCUAGUGUCGGCACUUGCAGUUAUUUCAGGAAGCUUUGGGAGGUUGUGACCGUGAGCUCUCAUGCAAGGAAAUUCAACACCCGAUUUUUUCUUUGGUUGUACCUAGGAAUGUUAUAAUCUACUUAAGGCGAUCAGUGGGUAGUGAAAUUAAUAGUAACAUCAUUCAUCAUGUGGAUAUUGCUUCUGGCUUGAACCCUAGACAUGUCAGCACUUGCUACUAAACCAGUUGAAUGCGACUGCUGUGUCACAGACAUUUGAAAGCAGUUCUUUUUGUGGUUUAUUUAUCUGUCCUUGCCGGAUCCACUUCCGCCCUUCUAUCCCUUAAGUUCACUUGUGUUUGGCUCCCAUCACUCUUGACAAGGUUGAAAGAUAGCUGAGAGCGGUCGUAGGUGUUGACAAAGAAGCUGCAAACAUCAACCACAAUGCAGAUCAGGAAAAAAUAAAGGGAUUAGGGAGGUCAACCCUCGAAGUUUUAAUGACCGACUCCUUAAGACCAAAUACCUUCAGCCUCAGCUACUCCUUAAUGAUUCAAAUUUACAACAUGCUACAGGUACAGCUCAAAUUGAAGCCUAAAGCAUUUUGAAUGGAUUGGAAUUUUCAAGCUGAUGAGAAGCUACUCUGGCCUCCUUUUUCAAUUCUUUUGGAACAAGGGGAAAUAUGCCAAGAGGAUGGGCCUAGUGGACAGCUCAUUGUAGUACAACUCAUAUUGUAACAUGACGAGCUUAAUGUAUAAGAUCUUCUCAAGUACUUUUGAAAUUAUGUGGAGGGAGAAUAGGGAGGUCAGGUCUUUUUAGUUCUGAUGAUUGGAGUCCACUGAUGAGAUGAUCCCUAACCCUUGUAGACUACAGAGGAAUUCUUCACACAACCUCGUACUGUAUUUAAUCUAAAAGGAUUUACGAAGGCAUUGAGACUUUCAAGCUGGUGGGUGGAUAUAUGCUUUGGUGAUGUCAUCAUAAGAUCAUUCAACUGUAGUCCAGCUAGAGAAGUUGAAUCAUCUGCAAAACAGCAUUUUAUUUCAGAGGUUUAUCUAACAAUGAGAAUGCACCAUCAAGAAAACUCUGCACCCAUUGAUGAUGAGGUUCUUACUAAACCUAGAGCAGUUAAGAGUGGAUGUGAUCCUGAAUUCCAUUCCAUGGAAACACUGGGGACGACUCUAAAUGGCUUGUAAACAUUGAACAGGAAGCUAUGGGAGUUUGUGAUCAUGAGCCGUCACGCGAGGAAGUUCGACACCAGAUUGUUUCGUUGGUUAUAUAUUUGUACCUAGGAAGGAAAAUAUUUAAGGCGACCAAAUAGUGGUGAAAUUGAUACUUACAUCAUUCAUCAUCUGGAUUGUGAUGAUAUUGUUUUGUGGCUAGUACCCAAGACUGUUCUGUUAUGCCAUCUAGAAACAAAUUUUCCGUGCCAGCACUUUCCACUGAGCUGAGAGAGUGUGCAAUGGUCUUCACAGACAUUUGAAAGCUGUUCUUUCUGUGGUUCAUCUUGCUGUCCCUACCGGAUCCUCCUCUGCUCUUCUAUCCCCAAAGUUCACCUGGUGAUGUGGUGCUGGAAACCUGUACAUCAAUUGCACAACACAUGAGUAGAGGUGCAACUAAAUUGGAAAGCAAAGCUACAUCUUUGUUUGGGAAUUAUAUUUAUACCAAUCUCGAUCACUCUAGCAUGGUGGUAAACCUCAAACUGCAGAAAACCAAAGCUGCUCUGCCAGACUCCUUUAUGAGUAAACUGAUCUCUUUUCUUGAGGACUAUUGUGUUCCUAUAGAGGAAAUUCUGAACCCAGCUAUCACUCAAUUAGACAUAAAAUUAGACAAAGUUGCUGGCUAUAUCUCAUCUCAUAGUCUGUAGUUUGCUGUGGAAUUAAUCAAAGCGGAAGAUUUCUGCGUUGGUUCAGCCUGUGAACCAUUAAUCAUUGGCUUAGGUCUUCAAAUGCUUUGUAAAUAGAUGAUUUUGUGAUGUGGAUGAAAUGCAUCCUGAUUGAUUUGCUUGACCACCCGCAUGUCCAAGCUGAUCAUUUAUGUUGUACAUCUUCUGAAUAACUUAAUCAAGUUUGAGGUAGUUCAUGAAAAAAUGAAAGGAAGGCUUUUUCUUUACUUAUUGAGUGGAAAUGUUGCAUCAUGUAUACUGAAACAAACAACAGGGAAAAGCAUUUUAUGUCAGAGGAUUAUAUAACAAUGAGAAUGCAUCAAGAAAACUCUGCACCCAUUGAUGGAUUGAUGAGGUUUUACCAAAGCUAUGUACUUUCUCUUCGCUUAAGUAGAUUCUCGAUCAUCAGUUGACCUUUGUAAUCUUUGAGAGGCUUGAUUAUUCGCAUGCUAGUUUGCCCACAUUAUACUUUGGCAUGGGAGACUAUUUUAUAUCCUAAUGACUUGAUCUUUUUGAGGUAUGAAAGAGAAGUUAAGAAUGGACGUCACUGUGAGUUCCAUUCCAUGAAAACACUAGAAAUGACUCUGAAUGGCUUGUAAACAGUGAACUGGUUACUUUUGACUUUUGUUAGACUUAGAUUAGCAGUUAGUUGAAAGUUCCAUAAGAUAUUGCUUCUAACUUUCUUGGUUUGUCUAAUGUACUAAGGUCGUUGCCUAGUAAAGUAGCUGAGGCAUCUCUUCGAGUGUCUCAACUUGAUCAAAUGUUUUUCAGGAAGCAAUGGGAGGUUGUGACCAUGAGCUGUCACGUGAGGAUGGUUGUGGUGUAUUUAAGGUGAUUAAUUGGUGGGGGAAUUGAUACUAACAUCAUUCAUCAUGUGGAUUGCGAUAAUUCUUGUGGCUUGCAUCGAAGACUGUUCUGGUAUGCCAUCCAGAAACACUUACCAAUUGGAUGUGUGCAAUGAUCCUCACCGACAUUUGAAAGCUGUUCUUGCUGUGGUUUAUUUUGCUGUCCCUUCCGGAUCCUGUUCCCCUCUUCUUUCCCCCUAGUUCACUUGGUGAUGACUGGAAACCCAUACAUCAAUUGCACAAUACAAGUAGAAGCAAAAAUAAAAAGGAAGCAAAGGUACAUAUUUGUUUGGAAAAUUCUACGUACUUAUGACCCUAGUAUGCCUUUGGCAAUUCAUCCGACAUAAAUGGUGGUCGACCUCAACUGCAGAAAAGCAAAGUUGCUCAGUGCCAGA
This is a messenger RNA of Rosa rugosa (rugosa rose), 4458 nucleotides long. RefSeq names its product putative disease resistance protein At3g14460. Bases 25 to 984 code for a protein of 319 amino acids. The record is from RefSeq and is a predicted model, not a curated record. The transcript is spliced from 20 exons. Lineage: Eukaryota; Viridiplantae; Streptophyta; Magnoliopsida; Rosales; Rosaceae.